Molecule: messenger RNA, 2226 nt
Organism: Eremothecium gossypii ATCC 10895
Lineage: Eukaryota; Fungi; Ascomycota; Saccharomycetes; Saccharomycetales; Saccharomycetaceae
Gene: GYP7
Product: GTPase-activating protein GYP7
Exons: 1
Coding region: 1-2226 (741 amino acids)
Biological process (GO): activation of GTPase activity
Molecular function (GO): GTPase activator activity
Source: RefSeq, marked provisional
AUGUCUACGUCGUUACUAUUCUGCAAGUCACAAGUGUUGGUUCGGCUGUCUGGUAGCAGCAAGGACCAGAAAUCGGGGGUCCUAUUGAUCAGCAAGGAUGAACAACAGGUAGCGCACGAUGCGAUGGUGGCGUGGAUCGCGGUGGAUGAGAUGAGCGCGCAGGAAGCUGAGCAGCUGCUCAAGGGAGAGAUGAAGCUGGCCCAGGACAGCCAGGCGCGGGUGAAGAUUCCCAAGGAGGUAGUGGUGCAGGCGAUGUACGGGACGUGGUCGUUUGCCGUGAAACUGGGUUACAUCCGGUCGAUCCAAAUGAUGCCGCCGGACCCUAACGGAUGGUACCAAGGCUCACUGAGCAUCAGUAGCAGGAACCAGAACGAAGAGAUUCCGGUGCUGUUUCUGGCGGACGACAAGUGUCCGUCGACGCGGGAGCGGAGCCGUCAGCUGAUCGACACGUUCCAGCCGUUCCAGUCUGCGACGGGCGUGUACUGGGGCGGGGUGGACUUCAAGGCUGCGGUUGAGCGUCUUGCACAACUGACGGUAGCCCCGCUGGACCAAACUGUGUUUUUGUUGAAUGCAACAGAGGAGGACCUGCGGCAGUACACGGGGCGACCCGCAGGCUCUGGUGUGGGAUCAGACGGCACUGCGCCAGUAGGGGAUAUUAUCAAUGGGUGGACUUGGAGCGCGCUGGCGUCGCUUGCGUCUGCAACGACGAAGGCAACCAGCUUUGUCGAGGGCCUGGUGCGGAAGCACCCGUUGGUACAGCUUGCCGAGCGCAACAGCUCUAAUCCAUACGUCCGGCAGAUGCUGGAGAACCCGCGAGUGCAGGAAGUACAGCGGGAGUAUGACUCAGCUAAGAUAUACCUGGCACGUUGGUCUUUGGGUGUGAAGGAACAGGCAGAGAAAUACCGCAAGAGCAACGAGCAUUACCGGCGCCUACUUGCGAAGGAAUUCAACAGCGAUGGCGACAUUGAGAUUUCCGAGGACGAGCUCAACACCGCGAUGGAACGGACACAUCCGCUGUCCAAAGCCGAGUGGGACUCCCUGUUUGAUGGGAUGGGCCGGCUCAGUCUGAGUGCACAGGAGAUUAAAGAGCGCAUCUUCCACGGAGGCAUUAAGGAUAACCAACUACGUCGACGCGUCUGGCCCUUCCUACUAGGCGUCUUCCCUUGGGACUCUACACAGGUGGACCGCGAGAGGAUUGAGCGAGAUUUGCGGGAGAAGUACGAAAAAGAAUACAAGAACAGAUGGCUGUCGCGGGAAACCUCUCCGAAUCAAGAGGAAGAGGCCUACUGGCAGGAUCAACUGUGCCGUAUCGAGAAGGAUGUCAAAAGGAACGAUAGACAUUUGGCUCUGUACAAGUAUAACACACCGGAUGCCAAGCCUCCUGCUCAGGCCUCCCAGGAAUCAGACAGUCAGUGUAAUGAGCAAUCCGUUACCGAAGAAUCUGGAGAGAACGACGACUGGGAAAUCAAGAACCCACACCUACUCAUUUUGCGAAACAUCCUAAUAAGCUAUAACCUACACAAUGACAAUUUGGGCUACGUUCAAGGUAUGACCGAUCUAUUAUCUCCACUAUAUGCUAUCUUGGAAGAUGAAGCCAUGUCAUUCUGGUGCUUCGUAAUGUUCAUGGACAGAAUGGAGCGCAACUUUUUGAGAGAUCAGUCAGGUAUACGCGAUCAGAUGUUGACCCUUUCAGAGCUGUGUCAGUACAUGCUUCCAAAAUUUAGUGCCCAUCUGCAGCAAUGUGAGUCGUCCAAUUUUUUCUUUUGUUUCCGGAUGUUGCUGGUGUGGUUCAAGCGCGAGUUUGAGUUUGCUGAUAUCUGCACUAUUUGGGAAAUUCUCUGGACUGAUUACUACAGUUCACAGUUCCAGCUUUUCUUCCUGCUUGCUAUCCUGCAGAAAAAUAGCCGCCCAGUCAUGGCACAUCUCACUCAAUUUGAUGAAAUUUUGAAAUAUUUUAACGACCUCAAGUGUGUCAUGGACUGUAAUGACUUAUUAAUUCGUGCUGAGCUUCUUUUUGUUCACUUUAAGAGAUCCAUCGAUAUGUUUGAACGAACAACGUCACACAUUCCACCUUCGAACAACUCAACAGCUACGGGCUUCAGAAGGCGUCCAUCGGUCGAGAGGGAUGCUUCUGCCGAUGUGAUAAGCGAUAGCCUCAGAGCUGUUCUGUCUACUAGGCUAAUAAUUAAGAGGGAAUCGGAACGGACCAAGGACUCUAUCAAAUAG